Dicrocoelium dendriticum is the source of this 977-nucleotide messenger RNA. The record is from the annotation of a GenBank genome assembly. Lineage: Eukaryota; Metazoa; Platyhelminthes; Trematoda; Plagiorchiida; Dicrocoeliidae.
UUGCCUGCAUCAUAGUGGUGAUAGUCACAAUGGGCGCAAUGAGUAAAGAUCGAGAAUGGAUGCCUCGUUCUGAUCACAACAGACUCUCUUGGAGCUUCGCUUUCGUCGUCCUAUCGGGAUUCUUUUCUGUGUUCUGUCUCUUUGGAUUAGUAACGCAUCACCUAUCCGUCGAGAGCCGUAUUCUGAUGGAAGAUCCUAGUGUGCGUGAAAAGUUGUUGGGAUCAGAUGCAAAAUCGACCCACUUGAAAUCAACAUCUGGCUUCGAUAUUGGACCGGGAACAGACUCGAGAUUGGGCGGAGUUCCAUCUCUGUUCACAGUGCCGCAGACUGGUUCGCUGUUUGGUCCUGGAAGCACUUUUCUUGCUCCUGGUGCAUCAAGUGCGCUUAGUCGAGGAACUGUGGCGCCCGGCGCAAUUGGUGCAGCAGCUCAAGGGACCUCUGCAGCAACGGUGUCUGCCAAGCUGCGUCAGACGUUGGAAGCACAGAAGGCUGCUGUACUAGCCGCGAAAAUGAAGGCAGCGGACUCAGGCGUAACUGGAACUUCGAAUUCCGCUUUGUUGUACCAACAGCACGCUCGCGCUGAACCUAUGCCAUCGGGAUCACUACACAGGCAAUACCAAGGACCGUACAGCCACUUGCAUCCUGACGUAGCCAUGGAUUCCAAUGUAUGAUGUUAAUCUGAUCUCUACCGCUCAGUGCAUUUCGAGAACUCCUUCUUUGAAUCUACCGUAUUGUUUACAUCACUCACCGUUCACUUGCUGAAAGUAUCGAUCCGCAUACGCAGGGACUCUACAGUUGUUACGAUAUUUGUACGGUUGGAUGCUUGUGUACCUAUCUAUUAUGCCAAUUCUACUGUGCCAAAGGGCCAACUGCUUUUGGCCACACGAUUGUAACCAACUAUUUCGGUGUUGUAUUGUGUGGAUGUUUAACAAUUGUGAUGUAUUACCAUUCAUAAUAUCGUACUGCCUCUGCAAGCA